This is a messenger RNA of Plasmodium gonderi, 2844 nucleotides long. RefSeq names its product ATP-dependent Clp protease proteolytic subunit. The record is from RefSeq and is a predicted model, not a curated record. Lineage: Eukaryota; Apicomplexa; Aconoidasida; Haemosporida; Plasmodiidae. The transcript has 2 exons. The coding region runs from base 1 to 2844 and encodes 947 amino acids.
AUGACUAAGAUAAAAAUAUUGGCUCCUCUAAAUCUUGUUAGACAAUAUGCUUUAGGAAGCAGAGGAAAAAUAACUUUGACGAAGAAGCUCUUAUUCUCUCUUGAAAGAAAGAAUAAAGAAGGGUUCAAUAAAGAUAGGAAGGGUGAGUAUGACUGUACAAAGAAGAAACUUGAUAAAAAAAAGGAUGGAAUAAAAAAUUGUGAAAGCGAAAGUAGUGCUUCCAAAAAAGACAGUGAUGCUUCUAGAAAAAACAGUGAUGCUUCCAAAAAAGACAGUGAUGCUUCUAGAAAAAACAGUGAUGCUUCCAAAAAAAACAGUGAUGCUUCUAGAAAAAACAGUGAUGCUUCUAGAAAAAACAGUGAUGCUUCUAGAAAAAACAGUGAUUCUUUCAAAAAAACAGUGGCCGAUUUGGCAAACAAAUUUAAGGAAAAGAGCGCACCAAACAUGCUUACCAAUUUAGUGAUUACAAUUUUGAAAGAAAGUUCCUCUGAGCUGUCAGAGAAAGAGAAAAAAAUGGCGAUAGAUAAAUAUAAAGAAAUUGCAUGUGAAUAUUUACAAAGGGGGGGGUACUUAAAUAGUAGAGAUAAAAAAAAUGAUAUAAAAUUUGUGGACAUUUUUGCGACCUUGUAUUUAUGUUACAGAGAAAAAAUAUUCGAUUUAGAUUUCUUAACAAAAGUAAAUGAAGCAUUUGAAAUAUUGCUUAAAAAUCGAAAUGAGAAGGAAAUAUUAAAUGAUGUUACUAUAAAUUAUUGGAUGAUCAUGUUUUAUUAUUUUUCCUUUUUAAAUAUGAAAAAUAUGACUAUGUGUAACAAAAUAAGAGAUUUUAUUAUGAACAAUGAGGUGAAACCUUUGGUUAUUUACAAAUAUUUAGAAUGUCUAAGCCUUUUAUCGGUAUCCAAUGAUAGAAAAUGUAAGCAGGAUACUUUUAACCAUAUUAUUACCAUAAUACAAAUUUUUUAUGAAAAUUUUUACAAUUUCAACAACUACUUGGUAUUGCACAUUUUGUACUUUCUGCACAAUCUGAAUUUUGCAAACAAAGACAUAUUUCUUUUUUUAACAAAAAAAAUCAAUAAGAAUGUUUAUAACGAAAAUGCAAAUAGAUUUGAACUAUGCAUGUUGGCAAGAAUCUACGCAUUGUACAAAAUCGAAAAUAUCACAUUCAUUAAUUAUGUGUGUGAAGAUUUGAUAAGAAGUUUGACUAAGUAUGAAGACGAUUUUCAGAAUUAUGCACUUGAUGAGAAUUUCGAUUCGCAAGGGGAUCAGAAUAAGUUGGAGGAUCCAGAACUAGAAAUGCAAAUAUCUGGCAGAACAGCUAGUGGCACCGAUGCGACUGGCAGAACAGCUAGUGGCACCGAUACGAUUGGUAGAACAGCUAGUGGCACCGAUGCGACUGGUAAAACAGAAAAGAACAUGGAAAUUCGCACAACAGACGAUGAUACGAACAUUUGUGAACAAAGGGGAGAUUCGAAAUGGAAGAGAGAUCACCCAUCGCAGAAUGAUGGAGUAUACACACUCGAAAUUGAAAAUAUCAAUCGACAGAAUUAUGCCAUAUUUAAGCAUAAUUUGUACAAUGACGGUUUGAGUUUUUACUCCUUUUUUGCUAACUGCAAAACUACAAAUAGGAAAAGAUUUAUGGAGAAAGAAAACAGCUUGAAUAUGAUUUUUGUUAAGACUGAAAAUAAGGAGAAAUCAUGUGAGAAUGUGAAUACUUCUGUGUCAGAAUGGCACAAGCUGUUUGUUUACGAUGAACAUAAAGAGAAAGAUAUAAAAAAUGAACAAUUCGUGGAGUUGGAAGACACAGAAAAAAAAAAAAAAAAUGAUGAUGAUGAUGAUGACCAAAUAAUCGAUAAAUACAAUAAAUUUUUAAAAGAAAACUUGCAUUACGAAUUUGAUCAUAACGAACUGAUAGAACUGUUUAAAAAUGCAAGCGAACAUAUGGACAAUACAAAAAUUGACUUUAUUAUUUCUAAUGUGGAAAGAGCUAGUGAUAUAUAUGAUGAAAGGGUAAAUGAGUAUAAAAAAAAACUUCUUUUUAUUGAGAAUUAUUAUAUAGGCCACAUAUUCCACAUUGUAGAUUCUUUAUUAUCUUUGAAGGUACAUCACAAUUAUGCUAAUUUUAAAAAAUUAGAAAAUAAAAUUUUAAACCUUGUAAAAAAUAAUGAAAAUUAUAUAAUUGACAACUUUGACAGUAACGAAAUUAAAAGUCUCAUAAUUUUUUUAUCACAUGCGAAUAGACAUUAUAAAGAAGCAUUUAUAUAUUGCCUUACUCACCGAAUGGUGGAUUUGUACAUGAACAAUUUGUGUAAAUCUAACGUAUUGUCCAUAUUUCUAUACAAUUUAUUAAAUUUUACAAAAAAAAAGGUUGUUAAAAAAAACAAAUUUAACCAUACCAUUAGAAAUGUAUUAUAUGAUAGCUAUUCCUGGUUAAAUGAUAACAAGUACGAAUUUCAAAAGUCUGUUGAUAUCUCUACGCACAAUUCAAAACAGACAGAAAAAUCUAACACACAUUGUGUUAUCAAAGCAAAAAAUCACACCCUUUUACAGCUUUUGUCUAUGCAUGUAUGUAAAAAUGUCUAUUUUAUGAGUCUUUCAACCUUAGCUUCUAUACUAAGAUCAAUAUCAUACUUGUCUUUUAGGGAAGCCAAUUUUUUCAAUGUCUUCAUACCCUUAUUUAUGAAGCACAUUGCUGAUCUUAAGAAUGUCGACAUUUUGAAUAUAACUCAGGCCUAUAACAAACAAAAAAUCCAAAACAAGUACUUUUAUUACUUGCUCGGGAAGCAAUACCAAAGCAACAAUGUGGGAGAAAAAAAAAAUUCAAGUCCGAAAAUUACCUUAAUUGGCUAG